This is a messenger RNA of Microthlaspi erraticum, 618 nucleotides long. The record is from the annotation of a GenBank genome assembly. Lineage: Eukaryota; Viridiplantae; Streptophyta; Magnoliopsida; Brassicales; Brassicaceae.
AUGCUCUUCACGUGCUCUGUUCCGAGACAGAUUUGGGCAAUGAGUGACUUUCCUUUUCUUGAAAAUGGUUUUGGAGAAUCGGUUUAUGCCAACAGUGACCAUCUUCUGACUCAAUGCAAGAAUGAGAAGCUACACCAAGACAUCAAGAAGAAAUUUCCUUGGGUUUUAUGGUUUAUUUGGAAAAACAGGAACAAUUUUUUCUUUGAAAAUAAAUCCUUUGAUACUAGGAAAGUAAUGGGGAAGAUCACAAAGGAGAUGGAGAUGUGGUUUCUUGCACAGAAAGUAGAAGAGGAGUGUGAUGCUGAGUUAGCAGAAAAUCACACUAAGAUAGUCAAGAGGUGGAGACCACCACCAAAACCUUGGUUGAAAUGCAAUGUGGGAAGUGUAUGGUCAGAAGAAAAACAGAUGGAUGGUUUCGCUUGGGUAUUACGGGAUGAGGAAGGUACGGUGCUGCUGCACAGUAGAAGAUCUUGGAUGGCUAUAAAAUCGAAGUCUGAAUGCAGCUUUAGAUGCUUAACAUGGGCUGCUGAAAGUCUGAUUAGUCAUGGAGUAAAGCGUGUGGUUUUUGCGGCUGGAGAUUCAGAUUUAGUGGGAGCUCUGUCCAGACUUAUGACUUAG